AACUUAGUCCAACGUGUUAGAAUGGGUGGAAAAACGAAACAAGCGCCGCGCACCAAAAACAAUGCAAAGCCGUCGAGCAGCAGUCGCUCCGCUGAGCUGCUGGGCACCACAACGCCCAUAUUUGUGGGUUUCUCGGCGCAGGCCGAUGGAAACUUGGUGCCCUUUGCGCCUGGCUUCGCCAGCGCAGAGCAAAUGCCGGACACAUUUGAUGCCAGCAUCGAUCCACAGACACAGAUCAUACUGCGCAAGCUGUCUAAAAAGGAUCCCAUGACCAAGAAGAAGGCGCUGCAAGAGCUGCACGAACUCAUCACAGACUCGGAUCUGGAUGCACUGAAGAACAUUUUGCCCCUUUGGCCCAAAUACUAUCACAAUCUGGCCAAUGACGUUGAGCACUCGGUGCGCGAGCAGACGCAGUUGGUGCUGCAGCUACUCGUCUCGAAAUGCAAGCGUGCCAUGGCACCGUUCCUCAAGCAACUAGUGCCCGUUUGGUUGGCCAGUCGCUACGACAGCUAUGCGCCUGCCGCGAGCAUAGCCAGCAACUCGUUCCGAGAGACUUUCGCACGCACAUGUGAAGUGUGCUUGCAUUGCCAGAACGAGAUAAUUGAGUACUGCACUCGCAACUUGACAUUCCAUACGCCGGCGACGCUGUCAGUGGGCAAAAGUCUCAAGCCGGAGGAGUCGGAGCAAAAGUAUCAGCGUGUCGUCAUCAGCAGCUUCAAGGUCUUGUCUUUCUUCAUGGAGCAAACAGCGCAGGCGACAGAACAGGAUCAAUUGAAGCAAGGCCUAACCGCACUUUUGGCGCAUCAGAAGUUCUGGACCUUUGCCAAGCACAAGCAGCCAGCCAUCAAAGCCGCCUGGUUUGAGUGCAUCUAUCAUCUGCUACAAUGCCCUACACUGCUUGAGGUGCUCACGCCUCACAAAUCGCAACUGAUCACGGCCAGUUUUCAGUUCAUCGACGAUGCUGAUCCACUAGUUGCACCUCACGUUUGGGGCUGUGUACUGCUGCUGCAAAGCAACUACGAAGAUUGGUACGCUUCGCUCAAUAUUCGCAAGGCGCUGCUGCCAAAGCUCUCAUCCCUUUUGCGGAAUGGCUUUAAUCGCAAUGCUCAGGCCAUUUGUCCGAAUCUGUUGCCGUUUCUAUCGAAAAUAACAGUUGAAAGUUUGCAUGAUUUAGAUAUUUACGAGUUCUAUCAGCGCUUCUUUGAUGACCUGAAGACAGCCGUUGUGGGAACACAUGAUCCUCCACUUUCCAAAUCGGACACUUCCCUCAUGCACAAUGCUUACUUUGAGUGUUUGCGCUUUAUGCUGCAACAGAUUAACAACAAUACGCUGCGCACGGCUCAAGUGGAGGAAUUUGCUUUUGGGCUGCUCGAGCAGCAGUUGCUGGAGCCCAUAGGACAACUGCUGCGCAGUGAUGGUGCCCAUGUUAAGUACUUCUUUCAGCACACUUCGGCGCUUAUUGCGUUCUGGGAUCGUCAGUGCAAUAAUGAUGUCGAUAAGAGCUCCAGCACUCUGUAUGUGAAAUUAUUGAAUAAGUUCUGGACGCGCAUCUUUGAGCUGGUCACACAGGAUCUCGCUGUUGAAGAUGUCAAUGAGCAGCUGCUGUCACAUGUGCUGAUGCUGGUGCAGGAUUUGCAUGUGGCCAAUCCCAGCCUCGAAACGCAGAACGUCAAAUUCGUGGACUCGGACGGGGAAAAAACUACAGAUCAGAGCUCACAACACUCAACGCCCACAAAAAAGGUGCACGAAGCGGCCGCUUUCAUACAAAAGGAGCUCAAGCAGCUGGUCGUUAAGCUGGUCUGCAUUUGCAUGGACAAGGCGGGCAGCAGGACCAGCUCCUCCGUUCGCUUCAUCAGCCAGGUGCGCACGCUGACCAAAAUGUUCUCGGAUGCCGACUUCUACAAGAGUCUAACGGAAGCGGGUGAGCUGCAUGCUACACUGGAUAAAUUUGUGGCGCUGUUGGAACAGCUCAGUGAUGACUCCUGCGAGUCUGUGAUGGAUAUACUCUUUGAGAUCCUCUCGCUGCUGAAGCCAGAAACACGUUUCGAAUACAUUGCUGAAAACUUGUUGAAAAUCCAACAGCAUCGCGUGCAGAAUCUGUUGCUGCAUCGUCUGCUCUCUUACCCACUAUGCACAGAGCCUGUCGUUCGUCAAAUGCUCGCCAGCCCGGAGACUUGUGCUGUAAUCGGACGCAUUGCGGAGGAGGUUGUUGUGGAUAACAAUCGCGAUAAGUUGAACUUGCUGCACAAGUGUUUCUUUCAAACGGACACCGGUGAUAUUCUAAUCAAUGUGUCCACCGUUGACAAAAUUUUGCUGGCCAUGUGCGCACCACUGGAGCAAUCCGAUGCCAGCGAGAUGAUUGAGGUGUGUGGGAGCUUUAUAGCACAGAUUAUGCCCGUUAUAUGUAGCAAGGAGAAUUCCUCUCUGGCAGUGCGUCAGCAUGUAUUUUUGAGGCUAUACAAGUUUAGCCUGGAGCGACGAACGUGCGAUUAUCUGUCGGAGGACACACUAUGGGAAAUAACCACCUGCUGGCAGGAUGCGCUCUCCAGCAAGGACAUCGAAAUCGACGACGAUCUGCUGCACAGUUGUGCCAACAUUGUGGAAGACAUGGCACAGCAUGCUGAGAUAGAUGCCAGCAGUCUGGAAUGCAUGGCUGAGGCUAUCGCAAAAUUCGUCAUCUGCUCCACGGAGAACAUUGAGGAGGAGUCGCAGCGCUCAUCCCGCAUAGAGGAGAGCAUUGUGGCCCUGCUAAAUUCUAAAGUGAAGACAAUCGAUAGUGUGCUGCAAUUCGAGCAGCAUUGUGUUUAUCUGGAGACCUUGAAGAUUUCCAUCAGUCCGGGAGCAAUCCUCGAGAGCGCUUCCUUGGAUGAACUUAAUAUUCUACCUCUGCUGCGACGCACGGCACUGAAUUUUGCAACCAUCUGCAAGCUAGUCUGCCGCGUCAACAGUCCGCCGCUGGCACAGAAGUCAAACGAGGGCGAGGAUGAGCUAACCGAAGACUACUGUGAUCCCAAUGCAAAUCUGCUCAAGCAGUGGAGUGAGUCCUUGAUUUUAGAACUACUGCAGUGCAUGCAGGUGGCAGCUGCUGCAGAGACCUGGUUGGAAGUCAGUCCCCAGUUGAGUGCCGAUUGCGAAGAGCUUGUGCUGUGCCUCUCCGAACAGGUUCGUUGCCUUAUGGGCAACAGCAGUGAAUUGGUGGACAUUGUAAAGCAGCGACUACAGCAGACAGCAGCGCAAGAGAAGAGUGUGAUGAGCUGCCGUCUGUUGGGCUGUCUGGUGCACCACGCACAAUAUGCGGCUUUUGAGGAAAGCGCCGCAAUUCUAUUGCACGAGGAUCUCGCCGAACUGCUGGUCUCGCAAGGUGCUCUCAAAGCUUAUGUGAUGACUUUGCAGCAUUUGCUGCCAAAACUCUCACAAAAGGCGCUUAGCUUAAAUAGUGCCAUUAUGCGAACGGAACCACCUGAAAUGUGGGUUAAGGCCGCUGUCUUCCGCUGCUUGCUGCUCAAUAACUUCCAGUCAGAGCUCAAUGAGCCAACGGACCACAGCAUUAUUGUCUCAGCGCUGCAGUUUUUGACACGAGUUAAUGAGCAACAAAGUGUGCAAAAAGAGCUGCUUCACUAUAAUGUUGAGUUACUUAAGCAGCCUUACGAAGCAGUCUUAAAUACCGUAGAGAUAAUUCAACUGCUCAACGAAAUUCUGCAACGAUUUCCAUAUGAGCUAACCAUAAAAAACUGGGAUGCCAUACGCAUUGGCAUCAGCUCCUGGGUGCUGACGGUCUCCAAGUCUAUGAAACAUUAUAGCGAUCCAAAGACAUCUUUCUUCGUUGUGGCUGUGUAUCAACUUUUCGCUACGCUGAUUACUUUUAUACGCUCGGAGAAGCAAAAGAGCUCAACGCAGCUCCUGAAGAAUGUUAUCGACGAGUGGGAGAGCUUGUUUGCCCGGGAAGUCAACGUGUUGCUGUUCAAAUCAUAUUAUGAUCUGACUCACGAAUCAACUGUGCCGACAGAACGCCGUGUGUGCUACGAAGCACUGCUGGAGCGUCUAAUGCCAGGGCUGGAAAUGGUGGAAUACGGCUUUGUCUAUGGGUUCGCCAAAGCACCCAGCUCAAAGCUGACACUGGACUAUCUGUGCAACUUCCUGCUGAAACAACUUCACAGCUCACAGCACAGCGUUCGUCUUAAUGCGGUACAUUCUUUGCGCCAGUUGACGCCACAGUUUGUGGCUGACGAUAUUGAGUUGAAUGAUAAGAACAGCGAUAACAUUGAUACCGCUGCAUCUUCGACAAUCUCCAAGUGGCAUUUUCUCAAUCGUUUCGAGGAUUAUUUGAAUCGCUAUGAUGCACUUAUACGCAAAUACUUGAAGGAGUUCAGUUUCAAGCUGACCGAACUGGAGGAUCUAGAGCCAAUUGACAGACACGACGCCUACAGUUAUUUGCUAAUAUGGGAUUGUAUUAUAAAUGCCUGCGCCAAGUCGCCAGUUGCACUGCGAUCCGUCUACACCAGCUGGUUGAACGACAAUCACUUCGAAGAGAAUUUUCUGCACUUCCUCUUUCGUGCCAUGCCGAUGGACAUAUUGAAGAACCAUAGCGCCAAGGUGAUUAGCAAUGGUGUCUACAAGGAGCUUAGCUGGUCUCAACUGAAGGAUCCUCACCUCUCUCUGGAGCGAUAUGCUUGCCACCUGUAUACAGAAGUGUUGCGCAAGUUGCCCGCCGUGGUGCGUAAAUGGUGGAACACCAGUCCGUCCAGGCAGAAGAACUUUGUGGACAAUCUUACUACCAAUUACGUGAGCGCAUUGAUCUGCAGCGAGGAGUUGAAGGCAAUCGCAAAUCGCAAGGAGAAACAUGAGAAUAUGCAGGUGACGGUGCACACGUCCACUCGAGAAGUGUUGGCUGUCUAUGCGAUCGAUGAGGCACGUAUGGAGCUGGUCAUUACACUGGCUCCCAAUUAUCCGCUUGGCGCUGUCAAAGUCGACUGUGGGAAGCAAAUUGGCGGACGCGCCAGUUCACGUAAUGUUGGCAUGCAGCUUACCAUCUUUUUAACGCAUCAAAAUGGCACUAUUUACGAUGGUCUGACGCUGUGGAAAAACAAUCUGGAUAAGAAGUUCGAAGGCGUGGAGGAAUGCUAUGUUUGUUACACGGUCAUACACCAGGACACCUGCCAGCUACCAAAGUUAACGUGCAAAACAUGCAAGAAGAAAUUCCACGGGCCCUGUUUGUACAAAUGGUUCACCACCAGUAGCAAAUCUACCUGUCCCAUUUGCCGCAAUGUUUUCUAAUUGAUACACUUCAUUGAUCCAGCUCAUCGACACGUAUUAAACUCGGCACAACGAAAGCCUUGGCGAUAGUCAAUAGAUUUAAUUUUUGGCCCCUUCCUGUAAAUCGGUGUAUAACCGCAAUAAAUUCGCAAUAGUUUUAAUUUUCAA
This is a messenger RNA of Drosophila grimshawi, 5421 nucleotides long. It is a transcript of the gene Ltn1, whose product is annotated as E3 ubiquitin-protein ligase listerin. Gene Ontology annotation, biological process: ribosome-associated ubiquitin-dependent protein catabolic process; rescue of stalled cytosolic ribosome. The record is from RefSeq and is a predicted model, not a curated record. The transcript is spliced from 14 exons. NCBI's taxonomy places the organism in Eukaryota, Metazoa, Arthropoda, Insecta, Diptera, Drosophilidae. Gene Ontology annotation, molecular function: ribosomal large subunit binding; ubiquitin protein ligase activity. Gene Ontology annotation, cellular component: RQC complex; cytosol. Bases 22 to 5274 code for a protein of 1750 amino acids.